Messenger RNA from Thalassophryne amazonica, 3953 nucleotides. RefSeq names its product copine VII (gene cpne7). Gene Ontology annotation, cellular component: plasma membrane. Lineage: Eukaryota; Metazoa; Chordata; Actinopteri; Batrachoidiformes; Batrachoididae. Gene Ontology annotation, biological process: cellular response to calcium ion. Gene Ontology annotation, molecular function: calcium-dependent phospholipid binding. The record is from RefSeq and is a predicted model, not a curated record.
ACUUCGCAGAAAUCCCUGUUCUUCAUGUGACAUCUGUACCAAGUGCAAACAGAGAGUCUGCUGUGAGUGUUUGCUCCGUCUUCUCUGAGAUCAGCCGAACACUGGCUUUGCACAUCAGCGCCAGAACCAUGAUGAAUGACAUUCUGGAGGCCAUCUCCCCAGCGACCAGCCUCAGUGGUUCAGCUGCUUGCGUGACCAAAGUAGAGCUGCGGGCUUCCUGCAAAGCUCUGCUGGAUCGAGAUACACUGAACAAGUCAGACCCAUGUGUCAUCCUCAUGGUACAGAUCAAUGGACAGUGGACCGAGCUGGACAGGACAGAGGUCAUCAAGAGCAACUUGCACCCAGUCUUUGGGAAGGUCUUCUUGUUAGACUACUACUUUGAGGAGGUUCAGAAGCUGCGAUUUGAAGUCUAUGACAUCCAUGGCACCCACAAUAUUGAGACCCGUGAUGAUGAUUUCCUUGGUGGGAUGGAGUGCACACUUGGCCAAAUUGUGGCCCAAAAGAAGAUCGUGAAGCCUUUGUUUUUGAAGUAUGGAAAAUAUGCAGGCAAAUCCACCAUCACGGUGCACGCCGAGGAAAUUUCAGGCAAUAAUGGAUAUGUGGAGUUCUUCUUCUCUGCCAAGAAGCUUGAUGAUAAGGAUAUCUUCAGCAAGUCAGAUCCGUUUUUGGAAAUAUACCGAAUUAAUGAUGAUGAAAGUGAGCAGCUUGUGCACAGAACUGAGGUGAUUAAAAACAACCUGAACCCUGUGUGGCAGCCUUUCAAAGUGUCUCUCAUAUCGUUGUGCAGCUGUGACGAGGAUCGCAAGCUCAAGUGCCUUGUGUGGGAUCAUGAUUCCAGAGGGAAGCAUGACUUCAUCGGCGAGUUCUACACCACUUUCAGGGAAAUGCAGAAAAUUUCCAGUGGAAAUAAGGUGUCCUGGGAUUGUGUGAAUCCCAAGUACAAACAGAAGAAGAGAAAUUAUAAAAAUUCAGGCGUUGUCAUCCUCAGUGACCUGAAGCUGCACAGACUAUACUCCUUCCUAGACUACAUCAUGGGAUGCCAGAUUCACUUUACGGUGGCCAUUGACUUCACAGCCUCUAACGGUGACCCCAGGAACAGCUGCUCGUUGCACUACAUCAACCCGUACCAGCCCAACGAGUACCUGAAGGCUCUGAUAGCGGUGGGGGAGAUCUGUCAGGACUAUGACAGUGACAAAAGAUUUUCUGCUUUGGGGUUUGGUGCCAGAAUCCCUCCUAAUUAUGAGGUGUCUCACGAUUUUCCCAUUAAUUUCAACCCUGAGGAUGAUGAAUGUGAAGGGAUUCAAGGAGUGGUUGAGGCAUACCAGAACUGCCUCCCAAAGAUCCAGUUGUACGGCCCAACCAAUGUUUCUCCCAUCAUUAACAGGAUAGCCAAGCUGUCAGCAGGAGAUGGAAACAUUAAAGACGCCUCUCGAUACCACAUCCUGCUCAUUCUCACGGACGGCGUGGUGACGGACAUGGCGGACACACGUGAAGCCAUUGUGCGAGCUUCCUAUGAGCCCCUGUCCAUAAUCAUUGUUGGGGUGGGCAAUGCAGAUUUCACAGACAUGCAGAUUUUGGAUGGCGAUGACGGCUACCUUCGCUCCCCAAAAGGCGAACCUGUCCUUCGGGACAUUGUGCAAUUCGUGCCCUUCAGAGAAUUCAAAACGGCUUCACCAGCAGCUCUGGCCAAAUGUGUUCUAGCGGAGGUGCCCAAGCAAGUUGUGGAGUACUACAGCCAUAAGGCCAUCGCCCCUCUGUGUCCAAUAAUGGACUUAUCCAGCCCCAUCUUCAGUCCAAUUGCCACCACCCCGACAGAAUAACCACCCAUAUGUUCCCGGAGGCCAAGAUUUGACCGCAGCACCAGUCCAGUAAACUGAGACAAAGAGGGGAUGAAUGGCUCACUGUUGUGGAUGAGAACAAUGAAAACAUUUUCUACGUUUGUUGUUAUUGAUGAGUGGACAGCACAACGGGGUUCUAAUACUGUACUCAGUCUGGAUCCAUAACCUCUCUGUGGCUGUACAUAUUGACCACCCAGCUCUUUCAACAUUGUGAGUCCUGGAGGAUAAUGUUUUUGUUCCCUAGAAUUUAUGCAUGCCGGCCGAUGCCUGAGUGCUGCUCCAUUGACCAGGACUGAGGAAUGAUUUUCAGCAUCUCAGCUUUUGCUUUUCUGUUACAGUUUAAUUUGCCAUACUUAUCUUUGGAACCUUUUCAAAAUGUAUGUUACAAAUAGAUUUCUGACUUCUGACACUGACUUCAUCUUCUCAAGAUGUUAUAGAUGAUCACAAAUCCUCCAUUUAGACCUGCUGACACAUUAAGCUGCCCUUAUAAACCAAUUCUGUCAGGAUGCAGGACAGGCCUCAUUUUAGGAUGACAGAACAUAACAUGGUUCCAUAUUACUCUGCCGCAGGUGUAGAGUUCUAGGAACAGAAACAUGGCAAAUUUAUAAAUGGAAUCAUUUACGUACAAUAGUACAAUGUCCUAUUUAUUGCCAACACCAAAAGUUGUGUUCCAUGUAGGGUUGGACAAUUAAACAAGCUUUACAUGGAAUCAAAAUUCAAGAAUGUUCAUGAUUAUUUUUUUUAGUCUGCAUUAUUUUGUGCCACAUCAAAUAUUUGCACAAUCAGGUCACAGUGCAUGGUGACUCACAAAACUCUUGAGAAACACAAUCUUGUAUCGUGAUCACCAUUUGGUCUUAUUUACACAUUGGCUAGUGCCAAGCAAUCCAACUGCUAAGUAUACCUGGAAGCGAAAAAAAAAAUCCUUUUGGGGGGUGGGGGGUGCUGCAGUGCCUUAGUUGUGCACAGGGUGUAGGCGAGGACUGGAGGAGCUGCUGGGAGAUCUCAGUGACUGUCAUGCCAAUACCAACGUGAGGACUGUCCAGAGCCAUCCAUGAGCCUCACUGUCUAUUACAUUGACAAGAGUGGAAUUUUGUUAACAUAGUCCUUCUGAUGGGAUAUUAUCUGGAGGACCACUGGAAUCACUGCCAUCAUUGGGACUCUGUAAAGACUGAACGUGCCGCUACAUCGAUGAUGGUGUACAUAGUCAACAGCUUGACAGGUGGACAUGACUGUCAUGUUUUGGGCAUCAACCCCUUCUAAAAAUUGGUAAGUUAUAAGUUAUUCAUGAAGCAUUUUAACAUGAAGUGAUGAAAACUGAUAUUAUAAAAACAAUCUGAUAAAAACAAUGGACUGGAACAAUGUGGGAUCCCACAUUGCAGUUAAGAUUUUUAGCCAUAUUGUCCAGCCCUAUAUCCAUGUUGAACCAGCUGACAAAAACAGAACUGUGCUGUUGCACGUAUAAGCACCUUGUCCUGUAGUGCUGACUGAGUUGAUGAGAGUUUUACAAGUUAGUAGUUUCUCACAAAAUAAUUUGCUGAAAUAUAAGAAAUAAAUACCCAACAGGUCUGUUUUUGAGCCAACUACUAACUAGUGUAAUUAGCUGGCCUAGCAAGCCAUUGUGUUGGCUGAGCUAAGCUAGCUCGACAGUGUGCUUGCAAUACAAUGCACAAUUUAUCACUUGAAAGGAAUGUAUUUGUACAUGCAGUGUUGACUUGUAACUGACUACAAGUUAUCUGUUUUUGGAAAGGUUUACACUUUUGGUAGGGCAGAAUUCUAUAAAACUGUAUUGUGAAACAGCUAAAAUAAGAGCUGGUGCCCUUUUGGUCACUGUUUACUUCGGCUGCCUCAAAGGUCAGCAGUAGCAGGACAGCAUUUGAUUGAUUGGACACUAGUGUGUGAUAUUUGUGUGGAUUAUGCCAGCAAAUGGUGUACAGUGAAAGGAACUGAAAUUUGCUCUGAAAGUUUGCUGCCAAAAUGCAAUUAUGGCUGCCCUCAUAACCUGAGAAGGUGACAGUGUUAUAACAGCAGCGGUAGUUUUUAAAUCUCCAGGCCUGCACAUCCCCAUGACAUAUAUGUAUAUAUUCUCCUUCUUCUCUUAAAAAUUCACAAGGAAAA